AUGAUUAUAAUAACGAUAGUAUUAUUUUUAUUAUUUCAUAUCAGUAUUCAUUCAUUACCUAUGAUGAACAAAACCUUAAAUCAACAUAAUGAAACAUUAUCCAAUCUAAAUGAUAAACAAUUAAACAAUAAUAAUAAUGAAAUUAUUCCUACACAUAUCAUUAAUGAUAAUUAUAACCAAUUACUAUUAAUAUUAUUAUUAUUUAAAGAUAUUGCUUCAAUACAAACAUUUAAUACAACAAAUAAUCUUAUGAAUAAUAAUAAUAAUAAUAAUAAAGAAGGUAAUUAUUUAUUAAAAAAUAAUAAUUUCAAUCAAAAAAUCAAUAAUUCAAUUAUAUUAAAACAAAAUCAAUUUAUUGACAAUUCAUGUAAUCAUAAGGAAUGUUCUACAAUAUUUAGAAUAAAAGAAUUAAAUGAUAAACUAAUUUAUUUUAAAGGUAAAUUUAUUAUUAAUAAAAAUAUCAAUAAUGAAAUCUUAUUACGUAAUAUAAUAUCUAAUGAAACAAUUAAAAAUCAAUUAUACAAUAAAAAUUUUACGCAAUUGAUUAUUGAUUUAAAUAAUAAUAAUAAUAUGAAAGAUUUAUCUUUAUUAAAAAUGUUUAAUAACCAAUCCUUUAUACAUUUAUUACUUAAUAUAAACAAGGAUACUAUAUUGAAUAAUUUAACCAUAAAGAAUAUAAUAAACAAUUUGGAUGAUAAAGAAAAUCGAUCAAUUGAUCAUUUAGAUGAUUAUUAUAUUCAGAAAAUGAUUAAUUUAACAGAAAUGAAUACUGAUCAUUUGAUAACAAAAGUGUCAAAUGUCAAAAUCAAUAAAGAAAAGGAAUAUGAUAAUGAAAUCGAUCAAUUAAUUGGUGAAGAACAAAGUUUCAAUGAAGUACUUGGUAACAAUAAGUUAGGGAAUAAUUUAAUAAAGAAAGGAAUAAACAGAGAAAAUAAAAAUAAACUCUUAACAAAUAAUAAUAAAAUAUCAAUAGGAAAAAAAUAUAGAAGAAAACGUUCAUCAAAUGAUAUUGAUUUAGAAGUAUUCAAUGUAGAUUCAUCAAGUGCAGAAAAUAUAAACAGAAACAAUAAACAAAACAAUAAUGAAUAUCAGAAACAAAUAAAAAUAAACAAUCAAAACAAAAUAAGUCGAAGGACUAAAAAAGACAUUGAUACAUAUGAAGAAACCCCAAUAUCCGAGGAAGUGACGACUGUCCCUCCAGCUCCGACUGCAGAUGUGUCAGUGAUUCAGGACUCGAGUCCAGAUACCCCAGUAUCCGAGGAAGUGACGACUGUCUCUCCAGCUCCGACUGCAGAUGUGUCAGUGAUUCAGGACUCGAGUCCAGAUACACCAGUAUCCGAGGAAGUGACGACUGUCUCUCCAGCUCCGACUGCAGAUGUGUCAGUGAUUCAGGACUCGAGUCCAGAUACACCAGUAUCCGAGGAAGUGACGACUGUCUCUCCAGCUCCGACUGCAGAUGUGUCAGUGAUUCAGGACUCGAGUCCAGAUACCCCAGUAUCCGAGGAAGUGACGACUGUCUCUCCAUCUCCGACUGCAGAUGUGUCAGUGAUUCAGGACUCGAGUCCAGAUACACCAGUAUCCGAGGAAGUGACGACUGUCUCUCCAGCUCCGACUGCAGUUGUGUCAGUGAUUCAGGACUCGAGUCCAGAUACACCAGUAUCCGAGGAAGUGACGACUGUCUCUCCAGCUCCGACUGCAGAUGUGUCAGUGAUUCAGGACUCGAGUCCAGAUACACCAGUAUCCGAGGAAGUGACGACUGUCUCUCCAGCUCCGACUGCAGAUGUGUCAGUGAUUCAGGACUCGAGUCCAGAUACACCAGUAUCCGAGGAAGUUUCGACUGUCUCUCCAGCUCCUAAUGCAGAUGUGUCAGUGAUUCAGGACUCGAGUCCAGAUACACCAGUAUCCGAGGAAGUGACGACUGUCUCUCCAUCUCCGACUUCAGAUGUGUCAGUGACUCAGGACUCGAGUCCAGAUACCCCAGUAUCCGAGGAAGUGACGACUGUCUCUCCAGCUCCGACUGCAGAUGUGUCAGUGAUUCAGGACUCGAGUCCAGAUACACCAGUAUCCGAGGAAGUGACGACUGUCUCUCCAGCUCCGACUGCAGAUGUGUCAGUGUUUCAGGACUCGAGUCCAGAUACACCAGUAUCCGAGGAAGUGACGACUGUCUCUCCAGCUCCGACUGCAGAUGUGUCAGUGAUUCAGGACUCGAGUCCAGAUACACCAGUAUCCGAGGAAGUGACGACUGUCUCUCCAGCUCCGACUGCAGAUGUGUCAGUGAUUCAGGACUCGAGUCCAGAUACACCAGUAUCCGAGGAAGUGACGACUGUCUCUCCAUCUCCGACUGCAGAUGUGUCAGUGAUUCAGGACUCGAGUCCAGAUACCCCAGUAUCCGAGGAAGUGACGACUGUCUCUCCAGCUCCGACUGCAGAUGUGUCAGUGAUUCAGGACUCGAGUCCAGAUACCCCAGUAUCCGAGGAAGUGACGACUGUCUCUCCAGCUCCGACUGCAGAUGUGUCAGUGAUUCAGGACUCGAGUCCAGAUACCCCAGUAUCCGAGGAAGUGACGACUGUCUCUCCAGCUCCGACUGCAGAUGUGUCAGUGAUUCAGGACUCGAGUCCAGAUACACCAGUAUCCGAGGAAGUGACGACUGUCUCUCCAUCUCCGACUGCAGAUGUGUCAGUGAUUCAGGACUCGAGUCCAGAUACCCCAGUAUCCGAGGAAGUGACGACUGUCUCUCCAGCUCCGACUGCAGAUGUGUCAGUGAUUCAGGACUCGAGUCCAGAUACCCCAGUAUCCGAGGAAGUGACGACUGUCUCUCCAGCUCCGACUGCAGAUGUGUCAGUGUUUCAGGACUCGAGUCCAGAUACACCAGUAUCCGAGGAAGUGACGACUGUCUCUCCAGCUCCGACUGCAGAUGUGUCAGUGAUUCAGGACUCGAGUCCAGAUACACCAGUAUCCGAGGAAGUGACGACUGUCUCUCCGGCUCCGACUGCAGAUGUGUCAGUGAUUCAGGACUCGAGUCCAGAUACACCAGUAUCCGAGGAAGUGACGACUGUCUCUCCAGCUCCGACUGCAGAUGUGUCAGUGAUUCAGGACUCGAGUCCAGAUACACCAGUAUCCGAGGAAGUGACGACUGUCUCUCCAGCUCCUAAUGCAGAUGUGUCAGUGAUUCAGGACUCGAGUCCAGAUACACCAGUAUCCGAGGAAGUGACGACUGUCUCUCCAUCUCCGACUGCAGAUGUGUCAGUGAUUCAGGACUCGAGUCCAGAUACCCCAGUAUCCGAGGACGUGACGACUGUCUCUCCAGCUCCGACUGCAGAUGUGUCAGUGAUUCAGGACUCGAGUCCAGAUACCCCUGUAUCCGAGGAAGUGACGACUGUCUCUCCAGCUCCGACUGCAGAUGUGUCAGUGAUUCAGGACUCGAGUCCAGAUACACCAGUAUCCGAGGAAGUGACGACUGUCUCUCCAGCUCCGACUGCAGAUGUGUCAGUGAUUCAGGACUCGAGUCCAGAUACCCCAGUAUCCGAGGAAGUGACGACUGUCUCUCCAGCUCCGACUGCAGAUGUGUCAGUGAUUCAGGACUCGAGUCCAGAUACCCCUGUAUCCGAGGAAGUGACGACUGUCUCUCCAGCUCCGACUGCAGAUGUGUCAGUGAUUCAGGACUCGAGUCCAGAUACCCCAGUAUCCGAGGAAGUGACGACUGUCUCUCCAUCUCCGACUGCAGAUGUGUCAGUGAUUCAGGACUCGAGUCCAGAUACCCCAGUAUCCGAGGAAGUGACGACUGUCUCUCCAGCUCCGACUGCAGAUGUGUCAGUGAUUCAGGACUCGAGUCCAGAUACACCAGUAUCCGAGGAAGUGACGACUGUCUCUCCAUCUCCGACUGCAGAUGUGUCAGUGAUUCAGGACUCGAGUCCAGAUACCCCAGUAUCCGAGGACGUGACGACUGUCUCUCCAGCUCCGACUGCAGAUGUGUCAGUGAUUCAGGACUCGAGUUUAGAUACCCCUGUAUCCGAGGAAGUGACGACUGUCUCUCCAGCUCCGACUGCAGAUGUGUCAGUGAUUCAGGACUCGAGUCCAGAUACACCAGUAUCCGAGGAAGUGACGACUGUCUCUCCAGCUCCGACUGCAGAUGUGUCAGUGAUUCAGGACUCGAGUCCAGAUACCCCAGUAUCCGAGGAAGUGACGACUGUCUCUCCAGCUCCGACUGCAGAUGUGUCAGUGAUUCAGGACUCGAGUCCAGAUACACCAGUAUCCGAGGAAGUGACGACUGUCUCUCCAUCUCCGACUUCAGAUGUGUCAGUGAUUCAGGACUCGAGUCCAGAUACCCCUGUAUCCGAGGAAGUGACGACUGUCUCUCCAGCUCCGACUGCAGAUGUGUCAGUGAUUCAGGACUCGAGUCCAGAUACGCCAGUAUCCGAGGAAGUGACGACUGUCUCUCCAGCUCUGACUGCAGAUGUGUCAGUGAUUCAGGACUCGAGUCCAGAUACCCCAGUAUCCGAGGAAGUGACGACUGUCUCUCCAGCUCCGACUGCAGAUGUGUCAGUGAUUCAGGACUCGAGUCCAGAUACCCCAGUAUCCGAGGAAGUGACGACUGUCUCUCCAGCUCCGACUGCAGUUGUGUCAGUGAUUCAGGACUCGAGUCCAGAUACCCCAGUAUCCGAGGAAGUGACGACUGUCUCUCCAGCUCCGACUGCAGUUGUGUCAGUGAUUCAGGACUCGAGUCCAGAUACCCCAGUAUCCGAGGAAGUGACGACUGUCUCUCCAGCUCCGACUGCAGAUGUGUCAGUGAUUCAGGACUCGAGUCCAGAUACACCAGUAUCCGAGGAAGUGACGACUGUCUCUCCAGCUCCGACUGCAGAUGUGUCAGUGAUUCAGGACUCGAGUCCAGAUACACCAGUAUCCGAGGAAGUGACGACUGUCUCUCCAGCUCCGACUGCAGAUGUGUCAGUGUUUCAGGACUCGAGUCCAGAUACACCAGUAUCCGAGGAAGUGACGACUGUCUCUCCAUCUCCGACUGCAGAUGUGUCAGUGAUUCAGGACUCGAGUCCAGAUACACCAGUAUCCGAGGAAGUGACGACUGUCUCUCCAGCUCCGACUGCAGAUGUGUCAGUGAUUCAGGACUCGAGUCCAGAUACACCAGUAUCCGAGGAAGUGACGACUGUCUCUCCAGCUCCGACUGCAGAUGUGUCAGUGAUUCAGGACUCGAGUCCAGAUACACCAGUAUCCGAGGAAGUGACGACUGUCUCUCCAGCUCCGACUGCAGAUGUGUCAGUGAUUCAGGACUCGAGUCCAGAUACCCCAGUAUCCGAGGAAGUGACGACUGUCUCUUCAUCUGCUAUUCCGACUGUGUUAGUUGUUGACAGUUCACUUAUAUCAACUAUACCUUCCACCGUUUCUCUUGGUCAACAUUUUGAUUUUGAUCGUAGUCCAGUUGGAGGUGUUAUUAAGUCUAUGAACAACGAAAUGUUAGACAAUAAUGAGAAAGUUUCUCCGCAUGAGCUUCCAACUGACAUUCCAAGGAACAGAAAUAUUAACAUACAUAUUAGUGGACCUUAUAUUCAUGAGAAUAAUCGGCUUGAAUUUAAAUAUGGUUUAACAAUCGGUUUGAUUUUAUUAUGUAUUCUGGUCAUUAUGUUAAUUCUGUCUACAAUUCUGGUACUUGUUUGGAUUCGUCAUCGACGUAACAAAUAUUCUGGUAGUAUAACCCUGACACAUAUUGAAGAAAACGAUAACAAUGUACAAAAUACCUCAUUAAGGAAAAAUAGAUUUCAAUCUAGAAACAGUACACAUGAUUCAUUUACAGCUAUAGAAGGAAUAGUUAAUGAAAGCAAAAGUAAUAAAUCUACUAAUUCAAUGAAAACACCAGCAAUACAAAAACGUCUUGAACUACGAAGAAAACAACAUGUAAAAGCUAAAAUAUUAGCUCAUGAAGCUUUACUUUCCACUGAUGAUUGUUCUUCAUGUGAUUGUGGUUUUACUUUUAAAUCUCCCAACCCUGAACGUCUCUGUUUAACAUCGAAUUUAGAUAAUGAUGUUAUAUUAACUGGUGCACGGCGUAGACAAAGCAAUGAUAGCGGUGAUAGGAAAAACCAAACAAAUCAAAAUAUAUUAAAUUCUGUUGAACAUACUCAUGAUAAAGAAGAUGAAUUUUCAGAUAUUCCUUCUAUAAAUAAUAAUAAUUUUAUUAAAAAUAAUGAAACUACAUCUCAUUAUCAAGAGAUAAGUAUGAACAAACCCAGUAUAAGUUCAAAAGCAUGGAAAUAUAUUGAUGAAAAUUAGGAUUAAAUGAUUUAAUAUCUCUAUAUAUUUCUUUAUGUUUACAAAAAUAAUAAAACUGUAAGCCCAAAAUUACACAUUAAUUUUAUAUUACAUUACAUUAAGUUGAAAUUUCAUUUUAUUUCAUCGAUAGUAUUUUCAAUCAUCUCUAAUAAAAUUUCAAACUUUGACAAGUACUACUUAUAGUAAUAAUAAUAAUAGUAGUAGUAGUAGUAAUAUGAUAAAUAUUAAAUACGUACAUAGAUUUAAUCAAGUGUUUUAUUAUAAAUUAUUAUUCAUAUCAUUAGAUAGUACAUACAUUUCAGAUUUAAAUUCAAUAAUAAUCAUCAUUUAAAAUGUUAAUUGAAACACUUAAACUACAUUCCUUUAUCUCUUUAUUUAUUCCAUAAACAAAAUAACUAUUCAUUAAUUAGUACAACAUAAUCUUUUACUCUAAGCUUUUGUUUAUUAUGAAAUUUUUCUUUCUUUGUAAGAAAAUACUUUUAAGGAAUUAUUAUCAUCGUUUUGCUGUAAAAACCAAAAAAAAAGAGUUCCUUUUGUUUUGUUUUGUGAUCAAGAACCGAUUUUUUAAAAAAAACGUUUUUUCUCUGUAAACCCAUAUGAAGUAAUUGUUGUUCAGUUAUAAAAUGCAAUUU
Messenger RNA from Schistosoma margrebowiei, 6911 nucleotides. Lineage: Eukaryota; Metazoa; Platyhelminthes; Trematoda; Strigeidida; Schistosomatidae. The record is from the annotation of a GenBank genome assembly.